CUUUUAUUCAAAAACAGUCGCGCUUCUCAACGCAAAGUUGCCAAAAAUGAUGGCUUACGCUAUGAAAUCGGUAAUAUUUUUCUGCUUCUUCCUGAUGGUGUUCAGCCUUAACGCUUACGCCCAGCAAUGUGGACCGCUCAAUUCUCCGACAUGCGGUGGAUCAGCUGACCCGGGCUUUGGUGGUGGCGGCUGUAAUGAGGGCGUCAGAUGGUACUACAAUGGCGGAUCAAGACGUUGUGAAUCAUUCUACUAUUGGGGUUGUGCUGGCAAUUCGAAUCGCUAUUGUACCCAAUUUGCAUGCCAGCAACGUUGUGAAAUAUUUUGAUAAGAAGAAAAUUUGAGCCCCACUCUAAUGUUGAUGUUCGUGAAUGCUUUCAAAUGUAAUAAAAAUUUUAGGAAAUUAGUUAUAUACCUAUACUA
Anastrepha ludens (Mexican fruit fly) is the source of this 420-nucleotide messenger RNA. Its product is annotated as U-actitoxin-Avd3i-like. Bases 47 to 325 code for a protein of 92 amino acids. The record is from RefSeq and is a predicted model, not a curated record. Gene Ontology annotation, molecular function: serine-type endopeptidase inhibitor activity. NCBI's taxonomy places the organism in Eukaryota, Metazoa, Arthropoda, Insecta, Diptera, Tephritidae. The transcript has 2 exons.